ACACACCCUCUACACUCAACUCAAGCGAACUGAACUGGACUCAACGCUGCGCGAUCCCCAAAACGAAACAAAAUUCAAAAAAGAAAGAAAGAAGCUUGGCCAACAAGUUAGCCAGCGUGCGGGCCGGGUUAUGAAUCAUAGCCAAGCGUGCUGCGAGCCAACAACUUCGGCAGAGCCCACCUCAGCGCCUCUGCGCGCUAUGUAAACCAAACAAAGGCAACAGAGCAACAACAGAGCAACAACAAACCGACUUUAAGUCCGAAGCAGGGAGAAUUUUGAGGCGACGUUCCAUGUCUGGCCGGGAAAUGCGUCCACUGUCGCUCUCCAUUGGCGCCUCGCUGCUGCCCAGCUUCUCGCUGGCGACCGCCGCCUCAAAUAAUGCCGGCGUCGGCGGCAACAACAAUUCCGGCCGGGAUUGCUAUGGCAAACUCUGUCAUACCGUGGAUGAGUACUGUUCCAUGUUCGCCGAGAGCUGCAUGCCCUGUGCGAGCAUCUGUGACGACAGUUCGCACAAUUAUCACGCGGACACCUGUAUCAAGGAAUGCUCAGCCUACAACAGCUAUGAGCCUCUCAAGGCCGACAUACACAACAUCCAGAGCAAUCAGCAGGUGAUGAUGCUGCUGCUGAGCAUCAUCUGUAUACUGAUUGCCCUACGAUAUGCGGUGAAGUUUUUGAGCUGGUUCCGGCACAGCACUUGCCUAAAGCGCUUGAAGAGCCGGCUGCUGCCCAAGCCGCAGCAGAGCAAUGCCAAUGGCAAGGAUCUGAAUGCCACCACGAUGCAGAAUCCGAAUGCCUUUUACCGUGACAUCGAGCGGGCGCCUUCGCAGAUCAACAGCGUGGCAGCAGGCGCUGCCGAGGGUUCCGUGUUGACCACGCCGACACGCUAUCCGGCGGAGAAUAGCACAACACCAACAACGGUGGUAACUGAAAUCGGGUAUGUGUAUGAUAAUCAGGCAAUGGUUGUCACGCCCGUUACCGAGAAGCCGGGACCGACCGCAAUGGCUGCCUUUUAAAGAAUUUUGUUCAUCCGGAAUUGUCAUCUCAAACAUUACGAGCAACAAUGUGCAUCAGAUUGAAACUAGUGAUAUUUUGUAUAUUUUAAAAAACAUGUUUUCCAUUGAUAUUGAAGAACGCUGAAAUACAUUACUUUAAGACUAAUAUGGCACUAAAUAUAAAUACACAACUCUUAUAA
Drosophila montana is the source of this 1192-nucleotide messenger RNA. RefSeq names its product grindelwald (gene grnd). Lineage: Eukaryota; Metazoa; Arthropoda; Insecta; Diptera; Drosophilidae. Bases 291 to 1013 code for a protein of 240 amino acids. The record is from RefSeq and is a predicted model, not a curated record. The transcript has 3 exons.